AUAAAUAUAUACAUUAUAAUUAUUCUGUUAUUCUAUAAACAUCCUACACCAAAUUCUGUUUCCGACCCUGAGCAAAUGGGAUGAAAAUAAUUCCAAUUCUGCUCGUAUAUGCUCAAUGUCGUCACAAAUUUUAAGUUUGAAUGAAAUCAAUUGCGGAUGCCUUCGUCGAGAAAGUGGCAACGAUCAAAACUCGAGAAAAAUCAUCUAUUUCUGAAGGCAAAGAAGAAAGAAAAUCUCAAGAGAACACUCGCAAAAGCGAUUUUCUCAUUUGUGAUGCUUGUCCUAAACGCUUCAAGAGCAAGAACCUACUGAAGCGACACAAGCUCACACAUACGACGGAAAUCAGCGUUCGGUGUGAAUCAGAUGUGAAGAAGAAUUCUGCGUUCACCGUCGCAGUGCCGCGGAAUCAGGAAGCUCUCUCGUGCGUAUCAUGCGAUUUUCGGUGCAACAAGAGAUCCACGAUGAUCGCGCAUCUGGCCGAGAAGCAUGAGGGAAUCUCGGACGACAAAUUCAAUGAUAAACGUGAGUUCACUUGCAUCGUUUGCGGUUUAGUCUGCGCUCGUAAGGAGACCCUGAGAUCACAUUUCGUGCGCAAGCAUACGCAGCAUUACGGUUAUUCGUGCGAGCAAUGUGGUAAGGAAUUCAAGAUCAAGGGCGAUCUCACCACUCACACGAGGCUGAAUCAUCGGGAAUCGCCGGUGAUAUGCGAUGUAUGCGGCAAGACGUGUCGCAAUAGCCACAGUUUGUAUACUCAUCAGAAGCACGCGCAUUAUAAGGCCAAAUACGAAUGUCCGUUGUGUCAUCGGCGACUCGUCACGCAAGCGAAUCUGGAUCAGCACGUGUUGACGCAACACGAGAGGAAGGAAAAGUCGGUGUGCGAGGAGUGCGGCAAGACCUUCUUCGAAAAUUACGAUCUGAGGAAGCAUAUGAGGAUUCAUACGGGCGAUAAACCGUAUAGUUGUACGGUCUGCAACAGAGCUUUCGCCAGGCACAGCAGCCUUAGUCAACAUCUUCUUUUGCAUACCGGCGAACGUAUUUACGUGUGCGACGUGUGCGGCAAGUCAUUUGCGCAGAAAGCCGGUCUCAUUUGCCACAGAAAAAUUCACUCAGGCACUCUGCCGCCUCUACCAGUGAUACAUAUCGAUCACAUAUUGAAGGAAUUUAUAAAGAAAUAAGAUUGCGAAUAUGGAACGUCGAACAUCGUGCCUUACUCCUUGAAAAUGUUUAUUAUGUCUUUUGUUUAUUUUUCUUCCAUGUAAUUAAAGAGAUAGAUAAUAAAAAUGUGUUUUGUGAGGUCUGCGAUAACGUAUAAUACGAGCAUAGUAUAAAAUUAAACGCUAAAAAAAGAACCGAGCAUGAAAUAUAUAUAUAGUAUCUUGCUUGUAAUACGAUUGAUAGCGUCAAUAGAAAUACAAUAUAACAAAAUUAAACAAAUUAGCGCAUUUUCAUUGUGAUUGUAAUAACAUGUCCAAAAAACAAUGCGGCUUGCAGUAAUCGAAAAGUCACAACGGACUGCAAUGCUGAUCAACAAGAAGGGUAGUAGUUUUAGCUCCUUGUUUGUGAGUACCUUCGUUGAUCUGAUCUUUAUAAUUAAAUCUAUAUAGCACGCGAUAAAUAAUAUUUUUAGUGUAUAAUUUCUCUGAUAUACAGACACAUAAGUGAAUCAUAUAUUUGUUAUAAUAAUUAUUCUAU
This is a messenger RNA of Cataglyphis hispanica, 1692 nucleotides long. RefSeq names its product zinc finger protein 501-like. The transcript is spliced from 3 exons. Lineage: Eukaryota; Metazoa; Arthropoda; Insecta; Hymenoptera; Formicidae. The record is from RefSeq and is a predicted model, not a curated record. Bases 141 to 1175 code for a protein of 344 amino acids.